Messenger RNA from Cetraspora pellucida, 129 nucleotides. NCBI's taxonomy places the organism in Eukaryota, Fungi, Glomeromycota, Glomeromycetes, Diversisporales, Gigasporaceae. The record is from the annotation of a GenBank genome assembly.
AUGCCAGAUAUUAAUAAUGAAAUUGAUAUAAACACUUUAGAAAUAAAUGUAGAUGCUUUGGAAAUGAAUAUGAAUAAUUCAGAAGAUGUUGUAAACCAAUAUAUAUUACAAGUAUUACAAAUUCAAGAG